This is a messenger RNA of Lolium rigidum, 2210 nucleotides long. Its product is annotated as heat shock cognate 70 kDa protein 2-like. The transcript is spliced from 2 exons. The coding region runs from base 86 to 2041 and encodes 651 amino acids. The record is from RefSeq and is a predicted model, not a curated record. NCBI's taxonomy places the organism in Eukaryota, Viridiplantae, Streptophyta, Magnoliopsida, Poales, Poaceae. Gene Ontology annotation, biological process: cellular response to unfolded protein; protein refolding. Gene Ontology annotation, cellular component: cytoplasm. Gene Ontology annotation, molecular function: ATP hydrolysis activity; ATP binding; ATP-dependent protein folding chaperone.
UGUUCCUACACGCGCGCUCCGUUCCAAGAUCCAAACCAACCAAUCCCGCAAUUCUCUUUCGACCUGCUCCUGCCUCGACGAGAUCAUGGCCGGGAAAGGAGACGGCCCGGCGAUCGGCAUCGACCUCGGCACCACCUACUCCUGCGUCGGCGUCUGGCAGCACGAUCGCGUCGAGAUCAUCGCCAACGAUCAGGGCAACCGCACCACGCCCUCCUAUGUCGGCUUCACCGACUCCGAGCGCCUCAUCGGCGACGCCGCCAAGAACCAAGUCGCCAUGAACCCCAUCAACACCGUCUUCGACGCGAAGCGGCUCAUCGGCCGGCGUUUUUCGGACGCGUCGGUCCAGAGCGACGCCAAGCUGUGGCCGUUCAAGGUCAUCCCUGGCCCCGGCGACAAGCCCAUGAUCGGCGUGCAGUACAAGGGCGAGGACAAGCAGUUCUCGGCCGAGGAGAUCUCCUCCAUGGUGCUCAACAAGAUGAAGGAGACGGCCGAGGCCUACCUCGGCACGACCAUCAAGAACGCCGUCGUCACCGUCCCCGCCUACUUCAACGACUCCCAGCGCCAGGCCACCAAGGACGCCGGCGUCAUCUCGGGCCUCAACGUCAUGCGCAUCAUCAACGAGCCCACGGCCGCGGCCAUCGCCUACGGCCUCGACAAGAAGUCGACCAGCGUCGGCGAGAAGAACGUGCUCAUCUUCGAUCUCGGAGGCGGCACCUUCGAUGUCUCCCUCCUCACCAUUGAGGAGGGCAUCUUCGAGGUCAAGGCCACCGCCGGUGACACCCACCUGGGAGGCGAGGACUUUGACAACCGGAUGGUCAACCACUUCGUGCAGGAGUUCAAGCGCAAGAACAAGAAGGACAUCAGCGGCAACCCGAGGGCGCUCCGGCGGCUCAGGACGGCGUGCGAGAGGGCGAAGAGGACCCUCUCCUCCACUGCCCAGACCACCAUCGAGAUCGACUCCCUCUUCGAGGGCAUCGACUUCUACACCACCAUCACCCGCGCCCGGUUCGAGGAGCUCAACAUGGACCUCUUCCGCAAGUGCAUGGAGCCCGUCGAGAAGUGCCUCCGCGACGCCAAGAUGGACAAGAGCACCGUGCACGACGUCGUGCUCGUAGGAGGGUCCACCCGUAUCCCUCGCGUGCAGCAGCUCCUCCAGGACUUCUUCAACGGCAAGGAGCUCUGCAAGAGCAUCAACCCUGACGAGGCCGUCGCGUACGGCGCCGCCGUCCAGGCCGCCAUCCUCACCGGCGAGGGCAACGAGAAGGUCCAGGACCUGCUCCUGCUCGACGUCACGCCGCUGUCCCAGGGCCUGGAGACUGCUGGAGGUGUCAUGACCGUGCUGAUCCCCCGGAACACCACCAUCCCCACCAAGAAGGAGCAGGUCUUCUCCACCUACUCUGACAACCAGCCCGGCGUGCUCAUCCAGGUGUAUGAGGGCGAGAGGGCGAGGACCAAGGACAACAACCUGCUUGGCAAGUUCGAGCUGUCUGGCAUCCCUCCGGCACCCAGGGGCGUCCCCCAGAUCACUGUUUGCUUCGACAUUGAUGCCAACGGUAUUCUGAACGUCUCAGCUGAGGACAAGACCACCGGCCAGAAGAACAAGAUCACCAUUACCAAUGACAAGGGGCGCCUCAGCAAGGAGGACAUUGAGAAGAUGGUGCAGGAGGCCGAGAAGUACAAGGCUGAGGACGAGGAGCACAAGAAGAAGGUGGACUCGAAGAACGCCCUGGAGAACUACGCCUAUAACAUGCGCAACACCAUCAAGGAUGACAAGAUCGCCUCCAAGCUCCCAGAGGCUGACAAGAAGAAGAUCGAGGACGCUAUUGAUGGCGCCAUUAGCUGGCUCGACAACAACCAGCUUGCCGAGGCCGACGAGUUUGAUGACAAGAUGAAGGAGCUGGAAGGCAUUUGCAACCCCAUCAUCGCCAAGAUGUACCAAGGCGCCGGGGCUGAAAUGCCCGGUGGUAUGGAUGAGGAUGUUCCGCCCAGUGCUGCCGGCGGCAGCAGCGGCCCAGGGCCCAAGAUCGAGGAGGUCGACUAGAUGAUAGAGGAGGAAUCUUGGAAUAAUUUGUCGCUCUUUUAUGGUGGACUUUAGUAUCGUUCUGCAAUUUUAAUUUUUGGUACGGGCAUAUAUAAGUGCCCCAUCUUAUGUUUUAAGUUUGAAACAAUUAUAUCUAGUAAUACUAGACAGUAUGCCACUUUUUCUGCAA